Molecule: messenger RNA, 1543 nt
Organism: Centrocercus urophasianus (Greater sage-grouse)
Lineage: Eukaryota; Metazoa; Chordata; Aves; Galliformes; Phasianidae
Gene: TINAGL1
Product: tubulointerstitial nephritis antigen like 1
Exons: 12
Coding region: 34-1428 (464 amino acids)
Biological process (GO): proteolysis
Cellular component (GO): lysosome
Molecular function (GO): cysteine-type peptidase activity; peptidase inhibitor activity
Source: RefSeq, a predicted model, not a curated record
GGUGCACGGCGGGGCGGCAGCGGCUCCGGGGACAUGGCCAGCACCGCGCUCGUGCCCUGGGCGCUGCUCUGGCUGCUGGCGGCGCUGGGUUCGGCCGCCCGGACGCGGACGCGCCGGGAGUUGUCGCCGGGUUUGUACGAGCACGGGGUGUUCGAUGCCGGCGGCUCCUACUGCCAACGCGGGGAUGUCUGCUGCCGCGGGCGCGACGACGGCUGCACCGUGCCCUACCUCGACACCAUCUGCUACUGCGACCUCUUCUGCAACCGCACCGUCUCCGAUUGCUGCCCCGACUUCUGGGAGUACUGCCUGGGCAUCCCGGCCCCGUUCCCUAAAGCUGCAGGCUGCGUUCGCUCCGGUCGCGCUUAUCCCAGCGGGGCCACGUACCGGGACAACUGCAACCUGUGCACCUGCGGCCCUGCAGGGCAGUGGCAGUGUGAGGAGCACGCCUGCCUCGUGGAUGGGGACCUCAUCGACGCCGUCAACAGGGGAAAUUACGGGUGGAGAGCAGCCAACUACAGCCAGUUUUGGGGCAUGACGCUGGAGGACGGGAUGCGCUACCGCCUGGGCACCUUCCGGCCGCCCCCCACCGUCAUGAACAUGAAUGAGAUGCACAUGGCCAUGGACUCCAACGAGGUGCUGCCCCGCCACUUUGAUGCGGCCACCAAAUGGCCUGGGAUGAUCCACGAGCCCCUGGACCAGGGCAACUGCGCCGGCUCCUGGGCCUUCUCCACGGCAGCCGUCGCCUCCGACCGCAUCUCCAUCCAUUCCAUGGGCCACAUGACGCCCUCCCUGUCGCCCCAAAACCUCCUGUCCUGUGACACACGCAACCAGCGGGGCUGCAGCGGGGGGCGGCUGGAUGGAGCCUGGUGGUACCUGCGCAGGAGGGGGGUGGUGACAGACGAGUGCUACCCCUUCACCAGUCAGGAGAGCCAGCCUGCUGCACAGCCCUGCAUGAUGCACAGCCGCUCCACGGGCCGGGGCAAGAGGCAGGCCACAGCACGCUGCCCCAACCCCCAGAGCCACGGCAAUGAGAUCUACCAGUCCACCCCUGCCUACCGCCUGGCCCCCAGUGAGAAGGAAAUCAUGAAGGAGCUGAUGGAGAACGGCCCUGUGCAAGCCAUCCUGGAGGUGCACGAGGAUUUUUUCCUGUACAAGAGUGGGAUCUAUCGGCACACACCAGUGGCUGAGGGGAAGGGGCCGAAGCACCAGCAGCAUGGCACGCACUCAGUGAAAAUCACAGGGUGGGGUGAGGAGCAGCUGCCCGACGGCCAGAUCCAAAAAUACUGGACCGCGGCCAACUCGUGGGGCAGAGCGUGGGGCGAGGACGGGCAUUUCCGCAUCGCCCGCGGCGUCAACGAGUGUGAGGUGGAGAGCUUCGUGGUGGGCGUGUGGGGCCGCGUCAGCGUGGAGGACAUGGUCCAUAAGUGAGCACAGACCCCGCGGAGCUUUCCUCGUCCCUGCCCUGCCCUGCAGCCCCCCCCGGCCCCAGCAGGGACACCCCGGGUCGGACCCCUCGUGCCGCCGGGCGCUGACGCAGCGGCCG